Molecule: messenger RNA, 2074 nt
Organism: Cuscuta campestris
Lineage: Eukaryota; Viridiplantae; Streptophyta; Magnoliopsida; Solanales; Convolvulaceae
Source: the annotation of a GenBank genome assembly
AAUCUAUUUCCUAAUUAGGACGUAUGGUCGUGGAUUUUCUCGUCAUCUGCUUGGCUCUGUGCUCAAUUCCUCCAAGAGGACGCCCAAAUUCCCGCUAAAGAAAUUAGAGGUUUUACCGAAAGGAAACCCAAUUUGAAUUCCUCGUUGUUUCGGACUUGAGAGAUUUUGUCUGUGUUGUUUGGUUUUUUUUCGUUGUUUCGGAUGGCUGCGAGUGCGAACGCGGCGCCGGGAAGCGGCAACGAAAACAGUAGCAACGGCCAGGAGGCGGCGGGCAACGCGAAUGGCGCCUCCGUGAAUGGCUUGUCUGUACCGGAGAACUCGGUGUUAGGGCCUACCCAGGCCGCGCUCCGCCAUAACCCGGGCAUAUCUGUCGAAUGGACUCCCGAGGAACAGUCUCUUCUGGAAGAAUUGCUCGCAACAUAUGUUAAGGAAAGUAAUGUAGUCCGCUAUGCGAAAAUUGCAAUGCAGUUAAACGAUAAGACUGUUCGGGAUGUAGCUCUAAGAUGUAGAUGGAUGACAAAAAAGGAAAACAGCAAGCGGAGAAAAGAGGAUCAUAAUUCGUCGAGGAAAAGUAAAGAAAAAAAGGAAAAAGUUACUGAGUCUGUGCCAAAACCCACACAAGUUCCAAAUCAAACAAGUGUCCCUGUCUAUGCUCAUUCAGCAGCACCAUUGGACAAUGAUGAUGGAAUCUCCUACAAAGAUAUCGGUGGCCCCACUGGACAGCUCCUCGAACAUAUUUCCCAUUCCUUGGACCAGAUUUCUACGAAUUUUGCUUCAUUCAAGAUACACGAGAACAUCAGUCUUUUCUGCCAGACUCGAAAUAAUAUCCUCUCAAUCUUAAAUGACCUGAAAGAUAUGCCGGAAACGAUGAAGCAGAUGCCGCCACUCCCCGUGAAGUUAAACGAAGAGCUCGCAAAUUCCAUCCUUCCUCAACCGCUACUGCCAAACACGAUGUUGGGUCCAAAAGAUUUCUUGGUGUCUGUAAAUAAUGUGUACGGAAAUUAUCCAUUAUUUUCUGUCCAGACAGAAAAAAUGAAGAAAACCCACAAAUUCUCCAUCUCCAUCUUCCUCCUCCAACAAUUUGCUUUCCAUUUCUUGUUGAAUGCAAAUUCCCAACCCACUACAGAUUCUUGCAACUCCAAUAAUCUCCUCCCCAAGAACCAACUCCCCUUUGAUCCCUCUUCUUUCACCUGUCUCACUGUCUGGAACUCCCACCGCUUCAUCCUCCGAUACAAGCGAACGGAUUCGAGCGUGUGGAGCUUCGUGCUGUCUGCGCCGAACGCAAAUGCGUACAUCGGGAUGGGAUUUUCGCCGGACGGGAAGAUGGUGGGGUCCAGUGCGGUGGUGGGGUGGGUGGGCGACGGCGGGGCUCCGACGAUGAAGAGGUAUUAUCUCGGCGGGCAGUCCCCUUCGCUAGUGCAGCCUGAUCAGGGUACGCUUCUGCUGGUUAACCGGAGCUCCUCCGUCGUCGCCGAUGAUUCGAGAAUCUACAUGGCUUUCCGGCUGAUCGCCGAUCGUCCGUCUGACCGGGUGAUCUAUUCGAUCGGACCCGCCGGGCAGCUGCCGUCCUCCGCCACUUUCCGCCUUGCCCAACACCAGGACCAGAUCUCCACUUUCUUGGAUUACACGACAGGUCAAAGUCAAACAAAGACGCUGUACAGGAGGCUAAGGAGGAGCCACGGAGUGCUAAACCUGUUUGGUUGGGGAAUCGUGGUGCCGUUUGGGAUAAUGGCUGCUCGCUAUUUCAAGGAAUGGGAACCGGUUUGUUAACACCCACAAAGGCAUUGGCAUCUUCAUCCUCGUCCUUGGUUGCUUGCAGGUGAUUGCGUUUUUGGCACGGCCUAAAAAGGAAGCCAAAGUGAGAAAAUAUUGGAAUUGGUAUCAUCACAACGUUGGAAGGAUUUUGGUCAUAUUUGCCAUUGCAAACAUAUUUUAUGGAAUCCACAUAGCUGAUGGGGGAGUUGCUUGGAAUGCUGGUUUUGGUGUUGCCAUUGCCAUUUUAUUCAUUGCCACAUUCAUCCUUGAGAUUAGGCAUUGGAUGAUUACAUAAGACUAGUAAAAAAUCUUUGUAUUU